UCACAAAUUUCCAGGUUGGAUGAUGUUUAUUGUAAAUAUUUAUUAUCAUAUGAUAUGCUGAGCAAGGAUGAAAAAGAGAAGCUUGAGAGACAAGUGAUUUUGGAAAGACAACGUAAGCCAAGAGUUGUUGCAGAAAAUGACAGAAAUAGUUGUGUGGCGAAGGGUAAAUCAGUUGUUUUAACUCAGUUCUUCAGAGUAGCAAGGAAUAUGAUGAAUUUAUGUUUCAAAAAUGAUCCAACUGUGACAGAUGUUGAGGAAGAAUACUGGAAGUUAGUGAGUGAGAAAUCUCAGCACAUUGCAGUACAGUGGGCAAGAGUGGAUACAUCAGUAGCUGGCAGUGGGUUUCCCACAGGCAAAUCACAUCCCUAUGCAAAGCACAAUUGGAAUUUAAAUAACCUAGCACGUAACCAAGGUAAUCUGUUAAGUCAUCUUGGAAGCGAACCUGAUGUGACUAUUCCUUGGUUGAAAGUGGGAAUGGUAUACAGCACAGAAUUCUGGAAGUAUGACCCAUAUGCUCUGCCAUUUGUGGAAUAUCAACAUACUGGUGCUGAUAAAAUAUGGUAUUGUGUGCCGCAUAGUCAUAAAGAGAAGUUUGAAACUGUCAUGAAAUCAGUUGUUCCCGAGAUGUGUAUCAAUAAUUCCAACCGUAAUUAUCUUGCUAAAUCAUCUGUCAUGGUGUCUCCAACCAAUUUAGCCAAAGAGGGUGUGCCAAUAACACGUGUAGUGAUUGAGAAUGGAGAAUACUUAGUAACAUUCCCUGGUUGUUAUACAUCCAGUAUAUGCUGUGGAUACAAUGUAUCUGAGUGUAUAUACUAUGCCUUGCCAUCAUGGGUCCAGUUUGCAACACAAGCCAAUAAAGUAACUAAAGAACUACGUCUUCCUCCUAUGUUUUCAUUUGAGAGAUUAAUAUGUCUAGCAUCUACAAUAGAAGUAACUAAAGGCAAUACAGAAAUAAUUGAGUGUUUGCUACAUGAAUUGAAACUUAUCAGGGAUCUUGAAUUGCAGUUACGUGAGCAACUAAUGUUGACAGGUGUUAAAUCUAUGGCUAAGAUGGCUGUGACAAAUGUUGUUAUGAAUCAAGAUUUAAGAAGAAAGAAAAUUUUGAAGAUACAGGUGGACCCGGAAGAUAAAAGAUGUGAUACAUGUCAACAAUUGUGUCACCUCUCACAGGUUGUAAAUGAUAAAGAAGAGGAUACAUACUGUUUACAGCAUGCAUUAAAUUAUAUAAAGAAAGGAGGCAGUAAAGCGUGUAAUGGUCUUAAGUUGAUGUACAGAUAUGAAAAGGAGCAGCUUAAUAAAUUGGUGGAGCAACUUGAAGAUUGUCUCAAUGACAAGAGUAAGAUAUCACCAGGAAGAGGAAGAACCAGCAAUAAAAGAAAAUGUACAGAGUCUGUAGUGGAACUAUUAUCAUAACUGAAAAGUCAUGUUAGUGUAGUUGUGAGACUGAGUGGAUUAGACCAACCUGUAUCUAUGUAAAUUGGUAGAAUUAACACAAUGCAGCCCUACAUGUAUGUUAUGAUUGACUUCAGUACCAUUCAAGGAAUAGAUAUUUUGUUUUCAAGUUAGGCUUAAAGCCCCAGCAUGUUGUGUGAAGAAGCACUAUGAUCAAAAUAAGUCAAUGGCCAUACAAUUAUUGGGAUUUGUGGUCUAUUUGACACUGCCUUUACUUCUAAAUCUGAAUCAUUCCAGGUUCUAAAUUUAUACUGAUGGUAACUGCUAUGAUUUGUCUGACCCCAAAAAGAAAUCCCUUUUUUUGUGAAACCAAACCAUUGUCAAUAAAUAACACCAUGCUAUAAUGUCUAUGCAACCACUUCUAUUUGGUUAUUGAUCCACCUAUUGUGUGUACUUAGUGUAGGUAAAUAGAGGUAUGCAACUUUUAUGGAAUAUAACAUGGGUGCCACUCACUGUGUUAGUCUCAAAACACCAAACAUGUUGUGGUGAAAAUGUGGAUUAAUACUGGUUUUUAACAUCGUAGGAAGACCCCAUCAUGGCAAUACAUCUGCCAGUGAAAACAAUAAAAUUUGGAUGUAAAAACCCCUUACAGACAUAUUUGAAUGUGUUUUGGACAUCUUCUUUAUUUUAAAAAUGUGUGUCAUAUUCAGGGCACACUUGAAAGUUAUUUUCUGCCUCUUCCUGGAAUUUUGGGCUGUUGUAUGUCACUCAGUUAUGACUACAUGUAUGAAAAGAUGAAUUAUAAGGUUAUCAUGAGAAUACCACAAAAGUAUGCACUCGGACAGUGCAGUAUAAUAUCAACUAAUACUAAGAAACAAUCAUGCUGCCUUCAUUCAUACUUUGGAGUAUUCUCAUAGUAUGACUUAUGCUGAACCCCUAUACAUUGAUUUGCAUACCACUAUUCCUCUACUCAUAUUACGGGUCACAAUAUAUGCAGCCAAUCCAUCAUAUCAUCAACUAUCUCAGGUAAUUUAGCGAACUAUUUCACCAACCAUUUGUUUGCUGUACAACCGUGGUGGCUUAUAUAAACAAUAUACUGGCAGACUAUUUUUAUAUAUAUAUAAAAAAACAAGCAGAAAGUUUAAUAUAAACACAUUGAUGUCAGGGAUAUUCCAUUGAGGGGGACCGUCACUAAUUGAGAUGUGCUAAUCGGAUAGCCCAGUAUGGUAAUAUUUAACUUAGCUGAGGAGUUUUAGUUGAAUGUACAGCCCCCCCCCC
Molecule: messenger RNA, 2670 nt
Organism: Saccoglossus kowalevskii
Lineage: Eukaryota; Metazoa; Hemichordata; Enteropneusta; Harrimaniidae
Product: protein Jumonji-like
Biological process (GO): regulation of gene expression; chromatin remodeling
Cellular component (GO): nucleus; chromatin
Molecular function (GO): DNA binding
Source: RefSeq, a predicted model, not a curated record